Molecule: messenger RNA, 3634 nt
Organism: Drosophila melanogaster (fruit fly)
Lineage: Eukaryota; Metazoa; Arthropoda; Insecta; Diptera; Drosophilidae
Gene: SA1
Product: stromalin 1
Exons: 10
Coding region: 119-3502 (1127 amino acids)
Biological process (GO): sister chromatid cohesion
Cellular component (GO): nucleus; chromosome
Source: RefSeq, marked reviewed
UUGUGGGUUGUGGUUCCAUCACUUGUAUCAAUCGGACGCUUUGGUCAAAUUUUAUUGUUUAAUUUAAAAUUAAAUGAUUUGAAGCCAUAUUUACCAGUGAGACAGUCAAAUACAUAAAAUGAUGGCGCGUCGCGGUGGAAAGCGCAUACGUAUGGAUGAUCCGCCGCCGGACUACGAGGAAUUGCACAGCGAUGCCCUGAAUGAGAGCACCUCGGAUGCGGACAGCCCCACCAAACGGAUGACCAGGCUCAGAGCGCGGGGCGGAGUGCGGGACAAACCGCCCAUAAUUGAUGAUGACGAGGAUGACUUCUUCGCGCCAAUCGCGCGCAAACGAAAGACUCCCGCCACCCGCAAGGGGCCAACAGAACGCAAGGAACGCGUUGAACGACCGCGCAAGGAGCCCGUCGACAAGGGACAUCACGAGCGGAUAGACAGUGAGCGGGAGAUAACCACGGACGAGAAUAGUCUCUACUAUAUUGUGCGACACUCGAAGAACCCUAUUGCUAGCAUUGUUGACCAAUGGAUUGAGCAGUAUAAGGCAAACCGAGAAACGGCCCUGGUUGCACUGAUGCAGUUUUUUAUUAAUGCUAGUGGUUGCAAGGGAAAGAUAUCCGAGGACAUUCAGUAUCCUGUUGAUCACACAUCAAUUAUCCGACGGAUGACCGAAGAGUUUGACGAAGAAAGCGGCGAAUAUCCCUUGAUCAUGAGCGGAACGCAGUGGCGAAAGUUUAAAAAUAAUUUCUGCGAUUUUGUGCAAACCCUUGUGAAGCAAUGCCAGUACUCUAUUAUCUACGACCAGUUUCUGAUGGACAACGUCAUAUCCCUGCUUACGGGCCUCUCCGAUUCGCAGGUGCGAGCUUUUCGACACACAGCCACUCUGGCGGCCAUGAAGUUGAUGACGGCUUUGGUGGAUGUCGCCCUAUUGGUUUCGAAUAACUUUGACAAUGCUGCGAAGCAAUUCGAAGCUGAACGCGUUAAGUCCCGAGAUCGUCGUGCUUCUGACCGUUUGGACUCGCUUAUGACUAAACGUUCCGAAUUGGAAGAGAAUAUGGACGAGAUAAAGAGCAUGUUGACCUACAUGUUCAAGUCGGUGUUCGUUCACCGCUACAGAGACAGUCUGCCUGAUAUACGAGCCAUAUGUAUGGCCGAGAUCGGCAUCUGGAUGGAAAACUAUCCGCAAAACUUUCUUGACGACUCUUACCUUAAAUAUAUCGGUUGGACGCUGCACGACAAGAUCGGAGAGGUGCGCCUGCGAUGUUUGCAGUCGUUGCUGCCGCUGUACGAGAAAGAUGAGCUCAAAGGAAAACUUGAGUUGUUCACGUCAAAGUUUAAGGAUAGGAUUGUGGCCAUGACGCUGGACAAGGAGUUUGAAGUGUCUGUUCAUGCCGUCAAGCUGGUUAUCAGUAUCUUGAAAAUCCACCCAGAGAUUUUGGCUGACAAGGAUUGUGAAAUUGUCUACGAGUUGGUUUACUCUUCACAUCGUGGUGUGGCUCAGGCAGCAGCUGAGUUCUUAAAUGUUCGCCUGUUUCACUUAACUGCCGACAUGGAAGAGACGAAGACAAAACGUGGGAAAGUGCGUAUGCCCAAUACACCGCUGGUUCGGGACUUGGUGCAGUUCUUUAUCGAAUCCGAACUUCACGAACAUGGGGCCUACCUUGUAGACUCCUUCAUCGAUAGCAAUGAUAUGGUAAGGGACUGGGAGUGUAUGACGGAUCUGCUUCUGGAAGAGCCGGGACCCAAUGAAGAGGUCCUUGACAAUAAGCAGGAAUCGACACUCAUCGAGAUCAUGGUCAGCAGCGUUAAACAAUCAGCGACUGGAGAAGUUCCAGUCGGUCGCGCUAGCAAUCGCAAAUGUACGCUCAGUGCCAAGGAGCUAAAGGCUAUUCAAGAUGAGAAGGCGAAGUUGACCGAACACUUCAUUGUCACCCUACCGUCCUUGCUAGAAAAGUAUCAAGCAGACAGCGAAAAGCUGGCCAAUCUCCUUGCAGUUCCACAGUAUUUCGAUCUCAAUCUGUACACCACCAAUCGUCAAGAGGGCAAUCUUCAGGCACUGUUAGAUCGCAUCAAUCAGGUAAUGAGCAUGCACACAGGUCGCGAGGUUCUGGAAACUUGUGCAAAAACGCUAGAAUGUCUUUGUGCCGAGGGUAGUGCCACGUACACCAGAUGCAAUAUCGCCAGAUCCAACAUCAUCGAGAGCGCUGUCAACAAGUACAAGGAUGCAAUCGAGGAAUGGCGAAACCUCAUACAAGGCGAGGAGACCCCUAAUGAGGAUGACAUCUACAAUAUUACCAUCACCCUUAAGGUCCUUUCCAUUCUGUACUCCUCGCACAACCUUAAUCCCUGGGAGCUGUUUAAGUCCCUGUUCCAGGACGUAGAGGAGGCGCAGUCUAAAGAGAACAUCGAUCGCUGUCUGCCCAACGAAGCCUUAGUCUACUGUAUAGAAGCUUGUUACUUUUCCAUAAGCUGGGGACUGCAGUAUGUGGAAAACGAAUGCGAGUCAGUUAAUGUGACCGAGGUGGUGGCUGAGCUGCGCAACAAUUUGGAUACCUUUAUGGGAGCCUGCUUUGAACUAACCCGCGAUGGACCCACAGUUCAGAUUCAAGAGGCGGCGUACCAAUCCAUUUGCGAUCUGCUCAUCAUUUUCUCCGACAAGUUGGCUCGCAGUGAGAUCGAACAUAUACGCGGCUUGGAGUACAAGUCGCGCAUGGAUGAGCACCUAAUCUUGGACAAUUUCGUGCAGCACUAUGUAUUCUCCCUUAAACAAGAUGUGGCACAGGAUGAAACCAGAAUCGAGGAGCUGCAUAAGAAACGUAAUUUCUUGGCCUGCUACUGCAAAUUGGUGGUGUACAAUAUAAUUCCAACGAUGCGUGCAGCCAGUAUAUUUAAGUAUUACGUUAAGUGCUACAACGACUAUGGAGACAUAAUUAAGGCCACGUUGGGAAAAGCCCGUGAGAUUAAUAAGGUUAACUUCGCUAUGACGCUCCUUUUGAGCCUGAUCACAGUCUUUAAGAGUCUGCAGGAGCAGAGUGAGGAUGGCAUAGUUUCAAAGAGUUCGCAAGAGUUUGUGGACCUCAAGGAGUUGGCCAAGCGAUUUGCGCUCACAUUUGGUUUCGAUGCCAUCAAGAAUCGCGAAUCUGUGGCCGCCAUUCAUCGUGGUGGCAUUUAUUUCGCUGCGAACAAGGAGCCAGAUGAUCCGGUGCGGGCUCCAACUCGCUUGCUCUUCCUGGAGGUUUUGAACGAGUUCAACUACAAGCUACUGAAGCAAGACAAGAAGGUCAUAAUGAGCUUUCUGGACAAGAUAAUACCACCCGCAAUGCCAUCCAGCCGAGCUGAGGAAUGGCAGCCGCUGAUAUUAUAUCGCAAUUCCUUGCUACAUGGCGAAACUGAUCAAGCGCCCGUCGCCAGCAAACGAGCCUACACACGUAAACGUCGAGAUCAUGAUGAAGAAGAGGAGGAGGAGGAAGACGAAGAGGAACACAAUGAUCCUGAUUACAGGGGCUAGGACCCAUCAGGCAAUCAGCCAUACACGCGGCUUAAGUGCAAAAUCUAAUUUUCCGGAAAAUCAAGUAGUUGUAAGAUUAAAGCUAAUAUUAUGUACAUAAAUACGUUUAAAUUAUAUAAAUUACUGUAUCCU